UCCAAGAUGUGCACUAUUUGGAAUACUCUGCCUUUUCAACGUUAAACGACAGAUUUCACACAAGCUAGCUACAAGUAUCCCAAGUCUUCAGAGGCACUAUGGCGUUUGAAAAGUUUAUGCACAACAAGUACUUUCAUCCUGCAAGUUUUCAGAACAUUAAGAAGGUGUGGGAGGCUGAACAGAGAGAUAUACAGGAGCAGAAGAAACAAGAUGACCUGCGGCAGCAAUAUAUCAAAGAACAGGAGAUCUAUCAGAACAAGGAGCAGCUUGGUAAGGCUCAUCCUCUCAGCUUCAUGUACGACCCUCCCCCUGGUUACGACAAGGAACAAGGAGAUCAAGAACGACUGACCUUAGUGGCAGACGCUGAUCAACCUGCCAAGGCGGUGGAGGAGGAGGAGGGGAAAUUUGAUUGGCAGGUGCCGGGUCGGAAGGCCCCCCGCGAAGACACUGCAAAAGAUGUGUCGGAGCUCGUAGACCAACCGUUUGGAGUGGAGGUCCGUAACACGAAGUGUGUUAAGUGUGGCAAGUGGGGACACGUCAACACAGACAAAAUUUGUCCCCUAUUUGGAAUGGUAAAGCCUGACAGUGAAGACCCGACCAAAGGAGACCAACCCUCUGCCCCCAUGGACGAUGGGCUCGUAUUUAACCAGCGUGUACUGGAGAAACAAAACAAUAGCCAGGACCCUAAUCAGCAACUCUUGGUCUCAGACGAAGAUGGGAGUGAUCUAGAUGACCUCUUUGCUGGAUUCUCUAAAAAAGAACGAAAGAAGAUUCUUCGAAAAUUGGCGAAAAUGAACAGUGGCUCAGACUCUGAGGAGGAAGUAAAGAAAAAGAAGAAGAGCCGGAGUAAGGGGAAAGAUCGAAAGCACAGAAGAGACAGUACCUCGAGAAGUAGAUCACCAGAAAAACGCAAGAGAUCUAAGGCCGAGAGAAGUAGAUCACCAGAAAAACGUAAGAGGUCUAAAACCAUGAGAAACAGGAGUCAAUCAAUCGACAGUACUUCAAGAAGUAGAUCACCAGAAAAACGUAAGAGAUCUAAGGCCAAGAGAAGUAAAUCACCAGAAAAACGUAAGAGGUCUAAGGCCGAGAGAAGUAGAUCACCAGAAAAACGUAAGAGGUCUAAAGCCAGGAGAAACAGGAGUCGAUCAAUUGAUAGUACCACCUCGAGAAGUAGAUCACCAGAAAGACGUAAGGCCAAAAGAGAAAGGAGUCGAUCCGUAGAGCGUACCUCACCUGAUAGAACUCAUCACAAGAAUCAAUCUAGACAUAAGCAUAGAAGACAUUGAUGAUAAGAGUAACUCUAUACAUGUACAUUUAUAUACAUGAUUGAUAUUAUGGUUAUUCUAAUAAAACGAAAA
Halichondria panicea is the source of this 1358-nucleotide messenger RNA. RefSeq names its product corepressor interacting with RBPJ 1-like. The transcript is spliced from 6 exons. Gene Ontology annotation, biological process: negative regulation of DNA-templated transcription. NCBI's taxonomy places the organism in Eukaryota, Metazoa, Porifera, Demospongiae, Suberitida, Halichondriidae. Gene Ontology annotation, molecular function: transcription corepressor activity. The coding region runs from base 99 to 1286 and encodes 395 amino acids. The record is from RefSeq and is a predicted model, not a curated record. Gene Ontology annotation, cellular component: nucleus.